AGGAACGAACGGGUAGCUGUAGAUUUACCCACCCAGAUCGAACCACCCGCUGCCUCUGGUCUGCCGACGGACAUUUGAACGAAACAUACAGGACACAAAAUUGUCCUUGUACGGAGACUUUGACUCUGAUUUUUCCAAGGCGCAGUCUCGUUUGACGGUCCGCAGCAACAAAAACCGAUCGUUCUCACGAAAAGACGUCCACCCACCCCCCGAAGCCGACCCUCCGAAAACGCCGGCGUCCGUCCACUUCAACCCUUCCCCCGUCAACCGACCGAACGAACGAACGUAGCGUACCCUCACGCUUCCCAUACUCUUUUUCUCCCCUCCCUCCGCCGAUUGAUGGCCGCGAUGGCGGCUCAGAACCCGACCGGCGGCGCCCCCGCGGGCCUGCCGAUGCCCUCGCGCAACCCGCUCCCCCUCUCGGCCUCCCAGGAGGCGCAGAUCAGAGACAUUUACCACGCGCGCGUGCGAAACGCCUGCGCACCCGAGAUCAAGGCCUUUGCAGACUGCGCCCUAAACCGCACCUUCACCGUCUCCUUUGUCUGCCGCACCCAGCUCCGCGCAAUGAACGGCUGCAUGAAGGCCCACGCCACGCCGCAGGAGCACGACGCCGCGCGCGAGGAGUGGUUCGCCAAGCGCAUGGAGCGGCAAAAGGAGCGCGAGCGUAAAGCCGUCAAGAAGGCGCAGCAGGAGGACUUUAUCAGGGAGUGGUGGGGUCUGCCCGAAAAGGACGCCGAGACGAGGAGGAAGGAGGAGGAGAAGAUGAGGCUGGGCGAGCGCGUGGGCGGGUAUGCGGCGAGAGAUCGGAAGAGUGUUGCGGCGGCGGAGGAGAGGCGGUGAUGAAUACUCAAGUAUUUGGGAAUACGGGGAUGGGGUCUAUUGAUGACCUUGAAAGAAAUUUCCCGCAUCGAGAAGGGAAAAGGGGGAAGGUCAGAUGCAUUUGAUGGGCGUUCUGGAUUUACGGUUUGGGACACCCUGCUCUAUGGCGUGGCCAUUCGGCUUGUACAAAUACACACCAACACAACAUUUCACACCAUGUAGACUAUAUCAAUCCAAAAAGGGGGGUCGAAGCCUAGAGAUGGCGGCCAUUGUCACAGAUACUA
Messenger RNA from Colletotrichum godetiae, 1103 nucleotides. Its product is annotated as cytochrome c oxidase biogenesis protein Cmc1 like-domain-containing protein. Bases 340 to 840 code for a protein of 166 amino acids. Gene Ontology annotation, cellular component: mitochondrion. The transcript has 2 exons. The record is from RefSeq and is a predicted model, not a curated record. Lineage: Eukaryota; Fungi; Ascomycota; Sordariomycetes; Glomerellales; Glomerellaceae.